Molecule: messenger RNA, 1815 nt
Organism: Cotesia congregata
Lineage: Eukaryota; Metazoa; Arthropoda; Insecta; Hymenoptera; Braconidae
Source: the annotation of a GenBank genome assembly
AUGUUGAAAGAUUAUCUUAUAAAAAAUAAUUAUAGUGAUUUGUUGGAAAUACUUAAAGCGCCUGAUGUAUCGCGACAUUAUUCCAUUUAUGUUAACGUGGCGAAACUGUAUGUCGACGACUUGGAAAUGGUUGAAAAAAUAACCAAAAGGCCAAAAAAAUUCUUGCCUCUGUGUGACCAGUCCGCAAUCGCAGCUCAAAAAGUUAUUAUGAACGACGAUGAAAUUCCACAAGAAGAACUUCGACUUAAGCGCAAAGUGCACAUCAGGAUAACCGGAGCACCCUGGAAAAUAAACGACGAGACUGAUGGACAGUUGGUGUCAAUCACUGGUAUAACUGUCAGAAUAUCCCAGCCCACUAUGUUGACCAAAUGCAAGCGAUAUUCGUGCAAAAAAUGCAGCUAUGUUACUACUUAUCAGGUAAUCUGCUUAUAUUUUUAAACUAAACUCAUGAAAUUUUAAAAUACUUGGAUAAAAAUUAAGCUGGCUGACAGUAAAAAAUUUUUAGAAUUUUUGUUUGAUGAAAGAAUUAUUGCAAAAAAAUAAAAAUAAAAUUUUACUUGUAAAUGUAUGAUUGCAUCGCAGCUUAAUUGGGAGACAAUGUCAUAUUCAACUAACAACGGAGAGUGCGAAUCGUGUUACAGUAAAAGUUUGAUACCUGUAAUCAGUCCAGACCUAGAAGACGUCUAUGACUACCAGGAGGUAAAAAUUCAAGAGCAAUCUAAGGGUGAAAUUGAAAGCUCGUUCAAUGUUGGCAUGCAAGUGGUGUUGCUUGAUGAUUUAAUUGAUAAGUGUAAACCUGGUGAUGAUGUUGAAAUAAGAAGAUGGGGCCAGCUUGAGGAAGGCAGAAGAAUGGAACACACUACAAUUAUGAUCGCAAAUAAUGUUAACGUACUCCACAAAGUUAUAAAUUCAGAUUACAAACAGGCUGAAGUAAGAGAAAUUUUUGACAAUUAUUGGAAAAUUUAUGAAAACGAUCCUUUAGUUGGUCGGAAUAAAAUUUUAGCAUCUAUUUGCCCUCAACUCUAUGGAAUGUUCACUGUAAAAUUAUCACUGGCAAUUAUUUUAGCUGGUGGUGUUCCUCGGCUAAAUCAAACAGGCGUAAGAAUACGUGGUGAACCACACCUUCUGAUGAUCGGCGACCCUGGAACGGGUAAAUCUCAAAUCCUACGUGCAGCAGCUAAAUUAGCCACGAGAUCAGUUUCUACCACGGGAAUAGGCACAACAGCUGCUGGAUUGACAGCAGCAGCGGUGAAAGAUUCCGACGGAUGGCACUUGGAAGCCGGUGCGCUGGUACUCGCUGAUAAAGGAGUCUGCUGUGUGGACGAGUUCUCCACGAUGAGCGCAAAUGAUCGAGCUUCAAUGCACGAGGCGAUGGAGCAGCAGACAAUAUCUAUAGCCAAGGGUGGACUUGUUAGCACUUUAAACACUCGUUGCUCGCUUGUGGCAGCCAUGAAUCCUGUUGGUGGAAAAAUUGUCCCAGAUGAAGAAGUCAAGACUCGCAUUGAAGCAGAUCAGAUAUUGAGGGCUGUGUUUUUAUAUUUGAGGUCUGAUGCAAGCAGAUAUGAAGACAGGACAACUGUUAGACUUUUUGAUAGUCUUCUCAGGUUAGCAGAAGGACACGCGAGACUGAUGUACAAAAAAACUGUUGAUGUUCAGGAUGCAAUUGUUGCUGCCCAACUUGUGGGAGUUGUACCGAUGAAAAUGGACUCUGGUUGUCCGUUUCCUGAAGAUCCGCAAGCGGCUUUUGAAGAAGAGGCUGACGCAGUAUUAAAAUUAUUAAAUACAGAAUAUUUGACUCCACCAAAAAGUCUUUAA